Molecule: messenger RNA, 3463 nt
Organism: Anas platyrhynchos (mallard)
Lineage: Eukaryota; Metazoa; Chordata; Aves; Anseriformes; Anatidae
Gene: SERPINH1
Product: serpin family H member 1
Biological process (GO): negative regulation of endopeptidase activity; collagen fibril organization
Cellular component (GO): endoplasmic reticulum
Molecular function (GO): serine-type endopeptidase inhibitor activity; collagen binding
Source: RefSeq, a predicted model, not a curated record
UCUCCCUCCCCAGGCGUUUUUUUUUCCUUUUUUUUUUUUUAGUUUGGGAGAGGUUUUUCCCAACUUUCCAGAAGUUUCUCCCCGGCCCCUUAUAUACCCUCCGCCCGCCCAGGAGGUGCACAAGGGGAGAAGAGCAAAAGCAGCAGCCCCAUUCCUCAGGUCCCCAGGAGUGUUGGGUGCUGCCAAAACCAUGUGGAUUAUCGUGGUGCUCGCCCUCUGCGGCCUAGCCAUGGCCGUGCCCUCAGAGGACAGAAAGUUGAGCGACAAAGCCACGACACUGGCCGACCGCAGCACCACGCUGGCCUUCAACCUCUACCACGCCAUGGCGAAGGACAAGGACAUGGAGAACAUCCUGCUGUCCCCCGUGGUGGUGGCCUCUUCCCUGGGCCUCGUGUCCCUCGGGGGCAAGGCCGCCACCGCCUCCCAGGCCAAGGCGGUGCUGAGCGCCGACAAGCUGAACGACGACUACGUGCACAGCGGGCUGUCGGAGCUCCUCAACGAGGUGAGCAACAGCACGGCCCGCAACGUCACCUGGAAGAUCGGCAACCGCUUGUACGGCCCGGCCUCCAUCAACUUCGCCGACGACUUCGUGAAGAACAGCAAGAAGCACUACAACUACGAGCACUCCAAGAUCAACUUCCGAGACAAGAGGAGCGCCCUGAAGUCCAUUAAUGAGUGGGCGGCCCAGACCACGGAUGGGAAGCUGCCAGAGGUCACAAAAGAUGUUGAGAAAACUGAUGGGGCCCUCAUCGUCAAUGCCAUGUUCUUCAAGCCUCACUGGGAUGAAAAGUUCCACCAUAAGAUGGUGGACAACCGUGGUUUCAUGGUGUCCCGGUCCUACACCGUGGGUGUUCCUAUGAUGCAUCGCACGGGUCUCUACAACUACUACGAUGACGAGACGGAGAAGCUGCAGGUGGUAGAGAUGCCACUUGCUCACAAACUCUCCAGCAUGAUCUUCAUCAUGCCAAACCACGUGGAGCCCCUGGAGAGGGUCGAGAAACUGCUGAACAGGGAACAGCUGAAGACCUGGGCUGGCAAGAUGAAGAAGAGAUCUGUGGCCAUCUCGCUGCCUAAAGUCGUCCUGGAAGUCAGCCAUGACCUUCAGAAACACUUGGCUGGCCUGGGCCUGACAGAAGCCAUCGACAAAAGCAAGGCUGACCUGUCAAAGAUCUCGGGCAAGAAAGAUCUUUACCUGUCCAACGUCUUCCACGCCGCUGCUCUCGAGUGGGACACGGAAGGGAACCCCUACGAUGCUGACAUCUAUGGCCGGGAGGAGAUGAGGAACCCCAAGCUCUUCUAUGCUGACCACCCCUUCGUCUUCCUGAUCAAGGACAGCAAAACCAACUCCAUUCUUUUCAUCGGCAGGCUCGUGAGGCCCAAAGGAGACAAGAUGCGCGAUGAGUUGUAGUUCUGUUUUAUUUUUUUUUUCCAGAGCUUGUUUUGGUUUGUGAUUUUUAUUUUUUUUUUUAGUGGGGGAUUUCAAAAAAGGGGAAACACUAUUUUGUAUCCUUCUCGAACUAUGGGUGCUAUUCAGACCAGGGUGCAUUGUGAUGAGAAACCAGCAUACACUUUUUACCUCACCCCCCCAAAUACUCUUCUUAUUGCACAAACCCACCUCCAGAGGAACAGGGGAGCCUGGCACGCGAGGGUCACCAGGAAUGGAUGGGAACUGGCACCUCAGCUGAGCUGCUCAGGCUUCUGCCUCGCUCCUCCCUGCACUAAAAUUAAGCCUCCUGCUACUACCAGCAGCCCUGCCGAGGCACCAGCCCUCCACCCUUCCAUCUCAAACGCUUGUGCACGUUCAGCUCUGCUUUUUUAUUGUUUCCCCCUCACUUUGGUGCUGUGAAUCGCUAUGCUGUAGCUGCUCUGAUCCCUCUGCACUCGUUUCUUGGCUUGUGAUGGAAGGCAGACGCAUGCUCGCUUCUUCUUUCCUAAGUGAUACAAAACAAGGGCUGAUUCUGGGGUGCAGCCCCCAGCAUGCCAGCAGGUAAGAGCUGAGGUCGCACGGAGCUGUGCCCUCCUGUCCAGCCUCACCCCUGCUUCAGCAGGGCACCAGCUCCUUAGCUAGAAUAAAGCCAGGCACAGCUUUGGUCUGCACUGCAGAGAAGCCAAAGAGAAGAGGAGCCUCUAAAACGAGGUCCUAUUUGAGGUCCCUUCAAACGCUCCUGCGAGGAAUUCCUAUAAAUGGCCGUGCUCCACGUUUCCAGGAAUCACGGAGGGGGCCCUGGGGCCAAGAUCUGUAAAUAAACAUCCUGUCCCGGGCCGACAGAGGAACUUCUUCUCGCUGCUCCUGCAUCAGCUCAGAGGGAUGGCAAAGUUUACACUGUGAAGGUUCCCCCAGUUACAGCCAGGGCUGGAACCCGUCAGCUCCCGGGGCAGGCUGAGGUUUCUCCUGCUGGCUUCUCACAGGGAUCAGGUCUCACCCCCUCUUUUUUGCGUAAUUUAACUUCUGAGCUGCCUCUACCUGGCUUCCUAAUGACCCUUUUCUGAAGCUCCUAUCUCCUCCGUGAUACUUUAGCUCCCUGUCGGCUGACCUGGACGAGGGCACGCUGAAAAAAGCAAUGUAUUUAUGGUUAUAUACGUAUUUAUGUCUGAUAAUUAGCAAGUUUCAUCGCCUGCUCCAGCCUCCCCUUGGAGGCUUUUCCCAUCUUCCUCUCAUUCAGGGACGUUGUCAGGUUAACACUACUUAAAUAAGUGAUGCAACCCCACACGCAUCAAAGCACGGGUCAGGUAAGCCUUGCUAUGCACUGAGACAGAGCAAAUCAUGACAAAUCACUGAAAUGAGAGAAAUCUGAGUGUCAUAAAUUGGUGGCAGUUAUUUGGAAGCAGUAAGGAUGGUGUGAAUGCAUCGCUUUUAUUUUCCUUCCAAUGCAUUCCCUGCCAGGUUGCUUCGUCCAAGCCCGAUACUGCAUUUUUUUUUUCUAGACCAUAUAUGAGACUGCCUCCACUUAUUUAUUAUGUAAAAAUUAAGGAGUUAGCUCUCAAACAGCCCAAAACACAGCACCGUGUGCCCCCAGGUUUAACCUGACUGCGUCUCCUCCAGCUUUGCAAGGACACACGAUUGCAGAUCAGCAGCUCUGCCCCAAUUCCCAUCCAAGCCAGCUGGAAAGGGAGCUCUUUGCCCCGUUUUUCUUCCUAGCUCAUGCUCCCAGGUGCUUUCCAGGGGGAGGAGGGAACCCACAGGGAUGUACCCAAAGGAAUGGGAAGCCAAAAAACCCAGCGUGUAUGCUAGACCCUAAAAUGUGGUGGUGAAUCAGCGCACUGAAACCCAAAUGCUGUAGCACAUUCUGGAGGUCGGGGUUUGGGGGGGGAGAGACGGGGAGGGCAAGGCAAGAACACACUGUGGGAUAUUGUGAAUAAUUCGCGUCGUGUGGAUGCAGCUGUCCAGUGGCUUUUGUCAUCUCUUCUUGGAUCCACACGAUGACAGUUGUAUAAUUUUGCAAUAAAACCUUUUUUCAAUGAA